Molecule: messenger RNA, 351 nt
Organism: Dibothriocephalus latus
Lineage: Eukaryota; Metazoa; Platyhelminthes; Cestoda; Diphyllobothriidea; Diphyllobothriidae
Source: the annotation of a GenBank genome assembly
AUGAGCGACUUGGGUCACUACUCCACCGAUAUGGCCUCCUCCGCGGGCAUCACCUUGCGCCUCUGCGAGCUGGCUUCUCGUGACCAGAGCGCUCUGCGUCUGGCGGACUACCUACAGGCCGGUUCGUCCUACUCCGUCAAAAAACCGGAUGCCCCGAAAAGAAGAGGGCGAAUGACCUGUCUGGCCCAGGGCCAGCUUCAAGCAUCUGCAGUCGUUGGAGGAGGAGUGCGAGCUUUUGCUGCGGGUGACCUCAUUGUGGGCGACCUGAUCCCAGUCAUGUCCUGUUCACCGUUUCUUAACGCACAGACACGAAGAUGGAUACGAGGUUGGUUCUUCAUUUUUUUCAUGUGA